CGUGUCCCAACUCCACUCUCCUCGGGCCACCUUGGCCCCGCUCUCGUUCGCCCCCAUGCGCCUUCAUAGCUACCACCCAUCAUUCCCGUCCCUACCACAACCCGGCCGUAAGCAAAGAAUAGACCCGUUGCUUCUCUAGUUCCCAUCCUCGCUACUUUCUUCUCCUGCUCUCGUAUUCCAUCUUUUCGAUCGCUCUCGAUCAUCCUCCAUGGCUUCAAGGAUGGCGAACAUGUGGAGAUCCCUGGCGAAUUCUCGGCGAUUCACCACGUCGACGGAGCCGAAGAUGAAGGCCUUCACACCAACUGCAAAUGAUUUCUUGGGCCGACAUCAUGCCUCCAAACCAAGCAGGGGGGACUUUGUGCCGGUGUAUGUGGCGGUGGGGCUGAUAGCGUUAUCGGUGUCGUUCGGGCUGUACACGGCGAAGCACGAGCUGCUGUACGCGCCCAACGUUCUGGUGAGCAAGAAGAAGAGAGAGACGGUGCCGGAGGUAGAAGACCCCGACUGGGCCGCCGCCGAGGCUGACCGAUUCGUCCGCAAAUCCGUCUUCCGCAGGGUCGCCCACCUCCAGGACUUGGACGCCGUCCGGGCCGGCAUCUCCGAUCCCACCCGGGCCAACGACCACCCCGCCUCUUACGACGGGCCAAAGAAAGUGGAGACGCUGAAGUCUGUUGGGGUGGACCCAGGAAGCCACUAAGAAGACUAGCCGAGUCUUAGGCCGAGCAAUAUUGAAAGUAUCCACCUUUGUAAUUAUGGUUUCUCUUUUUUAAUCCUGUUUUCUCUUGUAAAUAAGGAAUAAUUUCUGGGGCUUUAUCCUAAUAAUACAGCCAAUUCUGUACGGAUAUAAUGUGAGCUUCUUUUUUUUUUGGAUCCGUUCAGUUUACAGGAAAAAAUUUUGAUAUUUUUUUUGGAAAAUUAAUGUUUAGGUAUAUGAUGUUAGAAAAUAAUUCGAUUAUUGUACCGGAAGAAAAGGCACUAGGACUAAGUCAUUGGCAUGUACGUGUGAGAUGCAGGCUUAAUGCUAGGACUGCAGGUGGCGUGUAUGCAUGGGAUACAAGGAAUGAAAUAGGUUGUAUUGCAAAUGGAUUGGGUCAGGCCAUUUUUCAUCUGAAAUUGAUGAAAAAAAUAAUCCAGUCUCAUCUAAACUGAACUGAUUUUGAUCAUUUUUUAUUUAAAAAUAUAAUCCAUCUUCGAAGUUAAUUCAACCGAUCAUGCUUUAGAUUUUAGUUAAUAAUAAUAUAUAUUGUUAAAUAGAACUAUGCGUGUUAAGAAUCAAAUAUUAAAAUGUGUUCUUGAUAAAGUUUACAUGUAUUAGUGGUCUGGUUAGAUAGAAUCUGAACUGACGAAAUAGAUAUUAUAUCUUGUUCGGUAAUAGAAAUGGAUUAGGUUUGGAAUUAUGCAUGGUCUUGGUCUGUUGUUAGAAUGUAAGCAAGGAAAAAAUAGAGAGCUUAAUGUAACAUGUGUCGUGGUUGAUCGGACUUUUGGCUCACCCAUGCAAUUGUUGUCUUUCUUUUUCUUUUUCUUUCUUGCGAGGUGGCGCGGUUCAAUGGUUCUCACUUCACAUCUCUCAACCCCGAGCACUGUGGGUUGGUAGAUUUGCUCAUGUCAUACCUAGGUUCAUAUAGUUGAUGGCGAUUCUCUAUUUCGUUCAUCUGUUCUUGCUUUGGAUCAAAGGUUGACUUUAGUCGAAUACGGCCCGAAUCUCACUUUAGUAGUAUGAAAAACCUGACACACAUAUACACACAGAGAUACAAGAUCCUACGGAAUUUAUCUUCAGCAAUCAAUGUCAAACUGGUCCAUAGGAAAUCCCAGAUUGAUCUGGCUAAACUCAGCCUCUUGGUAUCUAAUCAAAUCAUAAACACAUCUUAGUUUGAGUUACCCAAAUAGAACCAGGUUUCCGAGAGCAGUACAAAAUACAAAUACCGAGUGAUAGAGAAAUUUUUUGCGAGAUUUGACAGACCCAAUUAAGGAAUCUUUCCAGAUUUCCUGCGGCUCGCUUGAAAUGGUAUUUGAAGGGAAUAUUUGAUUGCCGAUCGAGUUAGUACGGCCUCAAGUUUUAUAGUAUAUAAGAUGCUUGUUAAGCAUCUAUAUGACAAAUAUUUAUGGUAUAAAGACAUCAGCGGAUAUUGCAUACAUUUGCAAAUCGUAAAUUUAGGCACUGUUUGCUGCUAAUUGCUCCUUAAUUGAAGUAGUAAAAAUGUACCAAUAACAUACUUUCUGGUAUUUUCUAUGCAUGAUUGAGGAGAUGAUCAUUCUUGGACUGAGAAGAGGAUUCUUCUCUGAUUUCUUAACAAAAAAAAAAAAGAGUACAAGUGCUUGUUUGAAGUCCUAUACCUGCAUUCCAUGGAUACCCAACGUCUCUAAUUCCAAUACUUAAAUCCUAGAUCCAAGCAUCUCAAUCCAACAUUUUUUUCAUGCCCUCCUCUUCUUCUAUCUACUCCCUUCCCCAACCGACCCCCAUUUCUGAGAUGAAACCUUACACUUUGGCAAGGAAGAAUAGUUAAAUCAGUUCAGGUAUAUAAUAUGCAGGAUUAUGUUAAUCUUUUCAUUAUUUUCUUUGUAACGCGUUAUAAAAAUUAUGCAGUUGGAGUUGGGCAAAGAAGGAAGAGGAGGUUUUCAUCAAAUAAAAGAGGAGGAGGAGGAGCAACAGACGCCUAAAACAUGUUUCCCUCCGAGGAAGAGGACUGCCGAGGCUUUCCAUUAUUCUCCGUUGCAGGCUCCGCCUGCAACAUGUUUCAAGCAAAGGACGAUGACGUUAGCAUGGUCGACGCCGGUAGCGUCGUUGAGGUUGGCAGCAUGCUGUCCAUGACCACCACAGCGACUGCAGCACGCGAAGGCGAGGGCUCGACCGACGGCGACGGCGACGGCGACGGCCCGUCGAUCAUGCAGCGGCCAAGCUCGUCAAUGCGGUACAAGGGUGUUGUGCUGCAACAAAAUGGGCAUUGGGGCGCACAGAUCUACGCCCACCACAACAGGAUCUGGCUGGGCACGUUCAAGUCGGAGCUCGCGGCGGCGGCGGCCUACGACAGCGCGGCCAUCAAGCUGCACCGUGGCGACUCCCACCGCAACCUCCCGUGGAACGAGCUCACCAUCCACGAGCCUCGGUUCCAGGAGCAGUUCUCCACCGAGGCGGUUCUCGAGAUGAUCAGGAGUGGGUCGUACGAGUCGAGGUUCGCGGAGUACCUGCGGGUGAUGCAGUCGCCUCAGGCCUCCCCGGUAGCACCACCAAGGGGCUCACCUCGCAGUGGAAUUGGCAGCGGCGGCUGCGGUGGCGGUGGCAGCUGCAACACCUGCUGCGAAAUGUUUACCAAGGAGCUGACGCCGAGCGACGUCGGGAAGCUGAACAGGCUGGUGAUACCGAAGAAGCACGCAACGAGGUUCUUCCCCGCGGUGUCUCCGGAGUCCGAUGACGAGCUCCUGCUUGAGUUCCAGGACCUAGAGAGCCGGCUGUGGGUCUUCCGGUAUUGUUACUGGAAGAGCAGCCAGAGUUACGUCUUCACCAAGGGCUGGAAUAAGUUUGUGAAGGAGAAGGGACUUCAGGCAAAGGAUUCUGUUACCUUCUACCGCUGCGAGGAGCGAGAGGGCCCGCGGAGGGCAUAUUGCAUGAUUGAAGCAGUGCCCUGUCGACAAGGACGGGGCCAGGAAAAUGGGAAUGUGACGUUCGGUUUAGGCCUCAGUUAUAAAAUAGAGGUGGAUGAAGAGGAGGAAGAGGAGGAGGUGAUAUCCGGGCCAAUGGCAGCGUCAGGAGUGACACAGGGGGAGCAGGAGAUGAAAGGGGUGAAGAUCUUUGGGGUGUGGGUUAGUUGAGCCGAGCAGGAGGGAGAUGGGAGGGUGGAUUGGACGUACAAUGGCUCUUUUUGAUUGGAAUGAUAUCUUCGUUUAUAUCAUUAAUUACUGAACACAAUCACAAGCUUAGGAUACGUUGGUAUUAAAGAUUUGAGUUUACAUUGGUUUUGCCGGUCCACUCCUCGUAAUUUUUGGUCAUGAAAACUUAAAAUGUUUUAUAGCUAUUAAGGUGGUAGGAUCAUGGCUAUCAUCACUAACAUAAGGACAGAUGGUUCAUGCAGUUUUUUGAAUUAUAAAUCAAGUUACCAAUAAAUAUUCCAAUUCUCUCAUCAUUUGUUUAUGUCUAAUGAGCUAAAAUUUUAAAAUUUAUAUCCAACCAUAUUUUAGAGAAGCAACCUAAUGCACAUCAGUCCAAAAGGAAGCUUCACCAAUAUUAAUAUAAUUAAAAUUUUUAUUUGAAGCCACUGUCAUGAUGCCAAAAAUCAGGUUAGCUUUCAACGAAUCAUGAAUCAUCCAAAAUAAAGGUCGGACGACAAAAUUAUUAACAAUUUAUCAAAGAUGAAUCAAUCCUGAUAAACUUCCAAAAAUUAUGAAAACACCAUUCUACAACUCAUAAUUUAAAUGAGUUAGAAAUCCAAUAGAACUUAAGAAUCUAUUUUAUUUUCUUUAGAAAAUUUUUAUAGAAAGCCUGUUAGCUUUAGGAGUCUCAUCUAUAAAUAGACUAUAGUUGUACUCUUUUGGCAUCACGUAAUUGUUAAUAAAGCUUCAGAAGAUUUUCCUCAAUUCUUACCUUAGGGUAAUCUUUACUUGCUGCGGUCCGCAUGAGAGGCGACUAAUGUGAGACUAACUUCAAGCAUUUCAUGGAAAAAUUCCGUAGGAGGUCAAAGACACUCCCAAAAGGUUGACAUGAGACCAUCAUUUAUCCCAUCUUCAGAGUUGGCUUCAAUGGAUCUCAUACACUCGUGCAGACUUAUCUACCUUGCCUGCUUUAUAGGUAUAGCUUUUAGAUUCCUCUGAGUUAAAGAGUUCGAAUCCAGCCACAUACUACAAGGGUGGAAUAAGUGACAACGAUGCAGGAGCUAUUGAUAGGUGUUUAGAAAGACGAGUUCUUGAGUGGUGGCAUUAGUGCGCACCAGGAGAUCUUGUCAUCUAGCAAUGGAUUUGGCAUGUAACUCUUCUUUGGAGCACUUUUAAAGCGGAGGGUGUUGUUGUGUGCAAAGAAAUUAUCAAGUCAUAUAGACAACUAUUACCAACUAGCAACAACUAUUGACUACGAUUACCUAGGAGUAUCUUAUAAUGUAUUACAUAGCAGCUGUGAUUAUAAAGGCUAUAUAUCAAUGUUGGUGAUUAUAUAUCCAUAUAGACACAGUGCAUUCUAUGUAGCAUGCCGUGCCUUGUACCCCCAACACCUCUCCAUUCUCCCACGUCCCCCAUUGAUUUCUCUAGGGUUGAGAACACCAGACCACGGUAAAGACCAUUUAGUAUUGGAAGAUCAAACAAGAUGAGCAAUUCAUAUAUCCAUCCCUUAGAAGAAAAGGGCUAACCACCAAAACACAGAUUAUCCUACAAAACCCACUCCAACAAUGAUUUUCCAAUAUGAACUACCUCGAGCCCUUGAAGGAGAAACCUACGCUUCUAAAUGUUAUUGCCCAUAGAGAGCAAGACUACCACAUCAAUCCUCGUUCAUAUUCACACCACCUCACAUUCUAAACUUAUUUGUUACUCAAAAAUCAGAA
Molecule: messenger RNA, 5519 nt
Organism: Phoenix dactylifera (date palm)
Lineage: Eukaryota; Viridiplantae; Streptophyta; Magnoliopsida; Arecales; Arecaceae
Source: RefSeq, a predicted model, not a curated record